CUUCUAUCCAGCAAACAAUCCAGCAUGAAAACAAGCAUCGUCUGUCGCUGGGUUAAUACUGGUAGUAAAUGGUGGAAAAAUGGCUGCUGCCUUCAGACUUAGAUACGCUGUUAAAUUAGGGAGAUAUCUACCGAAAUCAUUCAAUAAUAACUUAGAAAAGAAAUUAUUCCAGCCGCAAUGUCUACGGCUACCAGUUGCUACUUGCAAUCAUGUGAAAUAUUGGUCCUCGCAACCAGAGGUUCAAACUACAGAAUAUCACAAUAUCAUAAAAGAUACAGAGAAAACAACAGGUGAAAGUGCCAAGCAUGAGUUUCAAUCAGAGACACAAAUGUUACUGCAAAUUGUGGCUAAAUCUUUAUAUUCGGAUAAAGAGGUAUUUGUGAGAGAGCUCGUCUCAAAUGCUAGCGAUGCUUUGGAAAAACUAAGAUAUUUGAGGUUAAGCGACAAUGUAGCUGCGCAAACUGCCGGUGACAGAAGCUUAGAGAUACAUAUUGGCACUGACAAACAAAGCCGUAUUCUUACAAUUCAGGAUACCGGUGUGGGUAUGACCAGGGAUGAAUUAAUAUCCAACUUGGGGACUAUAGCUCGGUCUGGUUCUAAGGCAUUUUUAGAAAAAUUGAAGGAAGGUCAAAAUUUAAAUGACACUUCUAAAAUUAUUGGUCAGUUCGGUGUUGGAUUUUAUAGCGCUUUCAUGGUUGCUGACAAAGUGGAGGUAUUCACAAAGUCAUUUGCGAAAGAUGCCGAAGGUCUCUGUUGGAUUUCCGAUGGAUCGGGCACAUUCGAGAUAUCAAAUGCUGAUGGUGUACAACCAGGCACAAAAAUUGUUAUAUAUUUGAAGCCGGAUUGCCGAGAGUUUAGCGACGAGAAUACAAUCAGUCGUGUCAUCAAUAAGUAUAGCAAUUUCGUCGGCAGUCCCAUAUUCAUAAAUGGCAAGAGAGCUAAUACGAUUCAGCCGCUAUGGAUGUCCGAUCCGAAAGAUAUCACGCUGUUGCAACACGCCGAGUUCUAUCGAUUCAUAGGGAAUUGCAUCGAUGCACCACGAUUUAUACUGCAUUAUUCGACGGACGUGCCAUUGAGCAUCAAGGCUCUGUUAUACUUCCCAGAGGAGAAACCUGGGCUAUUCGACUUGGCGAGGGACACUGCGAGCGGGGUGUCACUUUACAGCCGGAAAAUUCUGAUCAAGAGUAAGGCGGAGAAUAUCUUACCGAAGUGGUUGCGUUUCAUAAAAGGAGUGGUUGAUUCAGAGGACAUACCGUUGAAUUUAAGCCGUGAGCUGCUGCAAAAUAGCACAUUGAUUGGGAAACUACGAAGCGUACUGACAGCGCGUAUAUUAAAAUUCCUGCACGAGCGAUCUGCGAAGCAGCCUGAGGAGUAUAAUGAGUUUUACAAAUCCUACGGCUUGUUCUUGAAGGAAGGAAUUAUCACCAGUACCGAUCAGUCCGAGAGGGAAGAUAUUGGCAAACUUCUGCGCUUCGAAUCGUCCGCCGCCGCGCCAGGUGAGCUGAUCAGUCUGCCGCAAUAUUGCACUCGUCUGGCGGCAAAUCAGAAGGAUAUAUAUUAUUUGUCAGCGCCGAGCCGAGCUUUGGCCGAGCAAUCGCCGUAUUACGAAUCUUUGAAGAAGCGAAAUAUCGAGGUGUUGUUCUGCUACGAGCCGUAUGACGAAUUAGUGUUGAUGCACCUGAAACAAUAUAAAUCUAACUUCUUGACGUCCGUGGAGAAAGAAAUGCGCGACGAUGCGGAGGCGAAUAAGCCGGAGAAUUUUGGUCUCAUAAGCAACAAGGACGAACUGGAUAGUCUCGUGAGCUAUAUGAAGAAAAUCCUUAAUAAGAAGGCGUACGACGUUAAGAUGACGAAUCGCUUGGAAUCGCAUCCGUGUGUCGUGACUGUGCAGGACAUGGCGAGCGCGAGGCAUUUCAUUCGCACGCAGAGUCAUCAAAUGAACGAGGAGAUGCGUUACUCCAUCCUUCAGCCACGUUUUGAAAUCAACCCGAACCAUCCGCUCAUCAAAAAGCUAUGCAAGCUGACGACCACGGACGGCGAAUUAGCUGAACGCCUGAUACAGCAGCUAUUUAACGGCGCCAUGGUUGGAGCUGGCCUGAUCGAGGAUCCUCGCAUAUUGUUGACACCAAUGAAUGAGUUACUUACGUUGGCAUUGCAAAAAUAUUAAUAACUGAUGUUAAUAUUGAAGGAGAGGGAUUGUAGCGAUAUUCUUUUUAACGCGAUAUCAUUGAUGAGGAUUGGAUGUAUUAGGAAUUCGUAUUAAAUAUACCGACAAGUCCAUUUUGUUGUAUAUGUAUAUGUAAUAAUAAGAUCAAUAGAUUAGUUAAUAAAUAGGUAUAACUUAUCGUAGGCAAGAUUGGUUUCUUUAUUACAAUAAGUUGAUCUUGUACAAAUUAAUUAUAGCCUUACAAUAAUAACAAGUCAAGUUCCUCAUUUUCUUUCUGAAAAAGUUCUCAUGAUAUCGAUAUGUAUUCUAUCAGCAGGGCUAGAUGUUAUGACGAAUUUAGAAGUUGUACCCACGUUUCCCGUUAUUUUUUUUCCACGAUCUGUCUGUUAACGAAAAAAAAAAAAAAUCGUAGUUUCCUCAAAUUGUGUAACCGCAACUGGUAAACAAUAAAUAAUUUCAUAAAAUUA
Molecule: messenger RNA, 2634 nt
Organism: Dinoponera quadriceps
Lineage: Eukaryota; Metazoa; Arthropoda; Insecta; Hymenoptera; Formicidae
Gene: Trap1
Product: heat shock protein 75 kDa, mitochondrial
Exons: 13
Coding region: 80-2167 (695 amino acids)
Biological process (GO): protein folding
Cellular component (GO): mitochondrial inner membrane
Molecular function (GO): protein kinase binding; ATP hydrolysis activity; ATP binding
Source: RefSeq, a predicted model, not a curated record